Molecule: messenger RNA, 508 nt
Organism: Amyelois transitella
Lineage: Eukaryota; Metazoa; Arthropoda; Insecta; Lepidoptera; Pyralidae
Exons: 4
Coding region: 56-508 (150 amino acids)
Source: RefSeq, a predicted model, not a curated record
CGCAAGAUAGUAUUACUAUAUUCAAAGUACAAACAUCAAGAAAUCAAUCAAGAAGAUGUUCCGUUUAUUGGUUGUUUUGUGUGUCGUGUCUGGGGUGGUUUUGGCCGAUCCCAUUUCAAUCAAGAAUCGUCGAUUAGCAGAUGAUAAUGCAUUGGAAUUACUGGAAGGACGAACCGAGCUAGAUGACAUUUUGUUUGAAUUGUUACCAGAAAAAGCUCUAAUUUUGCUUAGGAUAUUAAAGACAGCAAUUGGAUUCAAAGUGUCAGCGAUGUCACUAGUAGUGAGUGCUAUUGGAUGGCUAUCCUCCAAUUGUGUGGUCAUCAUUGUUGGGGCUUUAGCUGCACUAGGCUUUUGCAAAUUAACUGGAAAAUGUACCCUGAACUAUGAAGAGUAUCUACCUGUCGCCCAACUACGUAGUUACGCUACACCUGAAUAUUUGGACACAGCCCAAAGGUUCUUAACAACAGCGAUUGAAAAAUAUGCCGAGACUAAACGCAGAUCAGUGUAA